Molecule: messenger RNA, 7416 nt
Organism: Oncorhynchus masou masou (cherry salmon)
Lineage: Eukaryota; Metazoa; Chordata; Actinopteri; Salmoniformes; Salmonidae
Product: oocyte zinc finger protein XlCOF7.1-like
Exons: 3
Coding region: 153-1763 (536 amino acids)
Source: RefSeq, a predicted model, not a curated record
AAGUAAACGGAAUCAAGAACGACCAGCGGCCAAUAACAAUUUCAACGUUUUUGUUAUUUAUACGGUUAUAGGCGUUAUUAACCCUGGAACUCAAAAUAUGACGGGCCUUGUUUGAUAGAUGUCAUCUAGGUAACGCUAGCUAGCUGUUAACAAUGGCUAACUGUGUGGUUUUUCACACUCAAAUAGCCUCCGUUAUGGAGGUGCUAGCGAAUGCAGCCGUAGCAGAGAUCUGUAAACUCGUAGACGACGACUAUGCAGUGUUACAAUUGGAAAUAACUCAAAGCCAGAAAGAAAACAGGACAUUGCGGAGGAAACUACAGCUAUUGGAACUAAAGGUGGCACGGGAUCGCGCAGAGAGGACAAUGCGAGAGCGCGUCGUCGCCAGUCGUCCCAGUAGUGUCAAGAUCCUCGACCAAUACAGAGAGAUGGCAAGAGGACAUCUCACUGGAGGCCACAGGAGCUUUGUGAAGCCAGUGAGAGACAAUACAUGGAGACAUGACCAACCAGUCACUGUUGAUGAGGGGAGUGGAACCUCAACCCAGCACAUGGUGAUAGAGUCUGCAGAUACAGAGGCUGCAGGUCCUGGAGGAUCGUCUCUAGUAAAGCAGGAGAGGACUGAAGGAGACCCACAACAAAUCAGAAACAUCCAGACUGGAGUAGCGGCUGGAGUGGCGCCCCCUGUGGCCACAAAGGACCUCACCUCCUCGCCCCAGCCCAGGGCAAAACACAACAUCACAGAGAACAGUGGAACAAUGAAUGAGGUCUUCAAGUCAGAGACAGACACAGAGACUUUAAUUGUAACACAAAGGCUUUUACAUACAGGAUCUGUCCUCAGGUCAGACCCAGAGGGGCUGGGGCCACUGGUCUGUCCUCCUGCUCCCGGCUCAGAGUAUUUACUUUACAGUAACCUGAGCCCAAGGACAGUUCAUUCCCAACGGGACUCAUGUGACGCAUUAGAGACUGGCAAUGAUCCGUCUUGUGCCUACACUACAGAGAUCGAGCAUGGCAACAUAUCCUUGGGUUUAGAGACACAGAAUGAUCUGUCUAGAGGGAACUUGAACCAGUACAGUAGUAGUGUAUACACUGAAGGGUGCCUAGAUAAGAAAGGGGGGGUUAUAGUCGUAGAUGAAGUGACUGUGAAAGUGGAGGGCGAUACUCCUCCCACAUGGAAUGUAGAUUGUCAUCUAGGAGACAGACACUCACAGGGCAGAGAUUUGUUAGAUUACAGGGGAAGCUUAGGGACAAAUCUAAAUGUCGCCACCCACUCCUCUUUACACGCGUUCAGGGAUCGCGACCCAGUGUCCACGACGCUGGGGCCUUCCGAUUCACACAGCAGCAUCCUUUUCGAUCAGGUAUUGAACUCAAAGGGCCAAAAGGCCAAGGCUCAGGCAGUGGGAGCAACAUCAGACAAUAGUAAUGAGAAACAGUUCCUCUGCGUGUUCUGUAACAAAGGCUUCAGCUGCCCCCAGAAGUUGGAGGUCCACAAGAGAGUCCAUACAGGGAUUAAACCCUUCAGCUGUACCCAGUGUCACAUGCGCUUUGCACACUCGUCCAGCCUUAAGAGGCACCAGAGGGUCCACACAGGGGAGAAACCCUACAGCUGUACCCAGUGUCACAUGCGCUUCGCCCAGGCUAGCAACCUGAAGAUACACCUGAAGGUCCACAUGAGAGAGAGGCCGAUCGCCUGUAUGGACUGCGGGAAGAGGUUCUCCGAUAGGUGCUACCUCAUGAUACACCAGCAGAAAAACCAUUCCACUCUAUAACAUAGAAAGUAACCUUUGGGGGAAAUCACGUGACCCUUGAACGAGAUGGCGGCAUGAACUAAGAGUUCUGCGCAAGUAGUUUCCAAUUCCUAAUCUUACCACCACUCCAAGUUCAAACUCCUUUAGCUUUAGUUAAAACAAGUCAUGGCGGCUACAAAAGGCGACACUACAGGUGACAUUUUUACCCGGACUCGAGCAUUAGCGACGGAAAAAGCCUCCAAGAAGAAAUUAGCUUCAGAAAAAGCUAGCGCCAUUUGCCAGGAGCAAGAGGACCCGCUCCCCCCCGAGGCCCAACAAAUGUCAACCUCGCACUCGGUCGAAUACAUCAUUCCUGAGUUGUGAUUCAAACGUACAGAACUCAACACUAAAUUAGAUGCCAUUAAUUCUCAGCUCAGUGCGAUAGUGACAAUCCUGGAAAACGCUUUACCUGACAUCAACAACAAGAACCAUAAACGCGGGGCGCCUGGACAAGGCAGAGGGGCGAAUCCUAUCCAUGGAAAACUUAUUGACAGAUGCCAUGGAAACAAUAGCAUAUGCUAAAAAGAAAAUAGAGCACCUGGAAGAGAAAACAGAGGACCUGGAAAACCGGGGGCGAAGGAAUAAUUAUGUUCUAUUAAAUCUGGGCGAAAAAGAAGAGGUAAACAUGCCACUGAUCCGCUACCUGCAAGACAAACUUCCCGAGUGGCUCCACCUGACCACCGACGGGCCCAUAGAACUCGAGAGAGCUCACCGAGCACUGAGGCCCCCACCAGCAGCCAGACAACCACCGCGACCAAUCACCAUACGUUUCCUGAGAUUCACCGACAAGGAACGAGUCCUACAGGCGGCGAAAAACAACACCAUCACAGUGGGAAACGCCAAACUCACUUUACACCAGGACCUGUCAGCUGGAAUACGCCGAAAGCGCCGAGAGUUUGACGAGGUGAAGAAACACUAAUGACCGAGGCAUCUUCAGGGGAUUCAAAUACCCAAACGAGCUCAGGAUUCUUCACCAAGGAGCCUUACGAUACUUCAGAACUCCCGAAGAGGCAAAACGUUUUUUGAAAGACAAUCCUGGUCAAUGAGAAACGGACCAUUGACUAAAUGCGAUUUAAUGCUAUUACUAAAGGAGGUAAGACAACAUAUAGCCGGUAUCCAAAGACCCUCCCGCCCCGCUAAAUGUCAUUAUAGCCGUCCAAUCUAUAUUUAUUUUCCUUUAGCUGAGAGGGAUGGGCUCUAUAGCCUAACCUAGGCCUACUAAUGUUUCAGCCUACUUUUAUUUCCAUGUUUUUUUGUUGCUAUUAUUACUUGUUCCUUAUGUCCCUUGGGGGAGGUAUAUGUAGGCUGGGCUAUUGAUUUUAUUUUCUCCCUCAUUUAGUGUGGUCUGGACGAGGGCUACGUUGUCAUUUACUCAAUGCGGGGCGGAGAGGAUGAGGCAUUUCUUUGUUGGGGAGAGGGAGACGUUGUGCGUUACUAACUGUUCCCGGUUCUUGUUUUUUUCGGAACACAGAAUUGAGACUGUGGGGGGGGGGGGGGGGAUGAUUGAUCCAAAGGGAUGUGUCGUUGUUUGGGAACUCGGCUGGGGUGUUAAGAGAUUGUUAUUUUAUGUCCAUUUAUUUUCCUUUUAUGUGAACGCAGCUGUAACUAUUAUCCACUUUUACCCAGCGAUGACUUGCACUAAUGUUCAUUACGGUUCGAUGACGAUGACUAGUACCUUAAAUCUAUUGACAUGGAACUGCCAUGGUCUAGGGCAUGCAAUAAAACGGAAAAAGAUACUAUGUGCUCUAAAAAAGGAAAAAGCAGACAUUGCGCUAUUACAAGAGACACACCUCUGUGAUGCUGAACAUGCCAAACUCCGCAGAGCUUGGGUGGGACAGGUGUAUUUCUCAUCUUUCAAAUCAAACAGUAGAGGCACAGCCAUACUUAUCCAUAAAAAUGUUCCAUUCAUAAUUGACAAAAAUAUAUCUGAUCCAGAUGGGAGAUUUAUUUUGAUAACUGGGUCACAGUAAUUGGUUGACCAUACAAUCUUAAACAUAUACGCCCCUAACACAGAUACUCCUGCUUUCAUGUCAAAAAUGAUAAUCCUGUUCAAUGAGCAUUGUGUUUCCUUUGGCGUGGUGGCCAGAGAUUUUAAUUGUACCCUUAACCCAACCCUAGACAAAUCAUCUCAAGUGCCCACCACAAAUCCUAGAUCUGCAAAGAUGUUGAACUCUCUUACUAAAGAGAUGGGACUGAUAGAUAUCUGGAGAGAGACUAAUAGCUCAUCUAUGGACUAUACAUACUACUCUAAUGUCCAUAACACCUACUCCCGUAUAGAUGACAUUUUUUCCCAAAGAGUUUCAUAAAUUCAGCCACAUGUACAAUCGGACCCAUAGCACUUUCAGAUCACGCCUUUGUCCACCAACGCUUUGACCUCUGCAAAAACAUCCUGAGGUCAAAGAGCUGGAAAUUCAACACCCCCAUGCUAUCAAACGAAGCGUUCCAUACAUUGGUAACUACAUGGAUAGAGAACUACACACAAGACAACAAAGAUUCUCCUGUUUCUCCGGCCACAAUGUGGGACGCUGCUAAAGCCACACUCAGAGGUCAUCAAAUUGCAUAUGCUUCCUCUAAGAAAAAAGCAAUGGAAGCACACAGGCUAGCUCUUGAGAGGGAGCUGGAAUGCUGUGAAAAAAUACAUAAACAAUCCCCAGACAGCGCCUCCUGGAGUCAUCUUAAAGCAGCCAAAGCCAAACUGAAUUUGGACUACACUCGGGAGAUAAAAAAAAGUUUUCUUUACUAAACAGAAAUACCAUGAGUAUAGCAAUAGGCCCAGUAGAUUGCUUGCUUACCAAUUAAAAAAAGAGCAGUCAGAGCGUACAAUCAUGGCUAUCCGAACAGCAGAGGACGAGGUCACAUAUGACCCAAAAAAGAUCAAUUGAACUUUUCAUGAUUUUUACUGCAAAUUAUAUACCUCUGAGAGAAAACACACGGAGGCAGAACUCCACUCUUUCCUAGAGGGAAUCUUGCUACCUAAACUAUCAGAGACCGACAAAGAAGAUCUCAACUCCCCCUUCACUCCUGAGGAGAUCCUGGAGGCAAUUACCUCCAUGCCACCUAAAUAAGUCCCCAGGCCCAGAUGGAUUCCCCAGAGAAUUCUACAAAGCUUUUUGGCCCCAGCUCAACCCUAUCUUCAUGCCAAUGCUGGAGGAUUUUUGCUGGAGGAGUUCUCCCAGACUCAAUGUGCACAGCUCGCAUUACAGUGUUGCUCAAAAAGGACAAGGACCCUCUAUCCUGCUCGUCCUUCCGGCCCAUAAGCUUGUUGGAUUUCGACUACAAAAUAAUUACCAAAUUGCUUGCCAAAAGACUAAACACACUUCUUCCCAAAAUAAUAAAAGCAGACCAAACUGGAUUUAUUAAAGACAGAUACUAUUCUGAUAACAUUCGUCGUCUUUUUGAUAUUAUUGAUCAAGUAAACGCACAGAAGACCCCUGUCCUGCUGGCUUCACUGGAUGCUGAGAAGGUGUUUGACAGGAUGGAGUGGAGCUUUCUGUUCUCAGUCUUAGAAAAGCUUAGAAGAGCCUCUGGCAGAGCUGAUAAGGAGCAAUCCAAGUAUUUUGGGUGUUUCUGCAGGCGGCCUGCAGCACAAGAUUUCGCUUUACGCAGAUGAUGUCUUGCUCUACAUAUCCAGCCCUGAGAAAUCCCUCCCAUUUUAGACACAAUUGCUCAGUAUGGCAAGUUCAGGUUAUAAGAGCAAUUUGAACAAAUCCACUGUCUGCCCUCUCAAUAUUACACUCACCAGCUCUAUGAAGACACUAUGUCCUUUCCAAUGGAAGACACAGGGGUUUCAAUACCUCGGGAUCUUCAUAACACCAGAUCUGAAUAGCCUUUUCAAGGAAAAUUAUCUUCCACUCCUGGAUCGAAUCAAGAACGAUCUCCAAACCUGGAUCUCCCUCCCAAUUAGCUUAGUAGGAAGAAUUAAUGUCAUCCGUAUGAACAUCCUCCCUAGACUGAACUAUUUAUUUCAGAUGCUCCCAUGCUAUCUCCCAGUUUCCUUUAUCAUAACAACCAACCAAAGCAUCACCAAAUAUAUAUGUGGAAAUAAAAAACCUAGGAUCAAGUUCUCCACUCUAUUGAAACCUGAAUCUAAGGGUGGUCUUGCCCUUCCCUCCCUUCAAUUGUACUACUGGUCUGCCCAAAUCUGCAACAUGCUAACAUGGAUCACAAACAGAUGAGUCAAUGUGGAUUCAGAUAGAAGCCCAAUCAUGUGGUUCAUUGCCCUUAAGCUCAAUCAUAUUCAUUAAUAACUUUAGUGAAGUGGGCAACAUAGCUAAAACCUUUGAUUUACAGCACCCUACUAGUGUAGAGGGACUGUAAGAAAUACCUGGGCAUUUCCUCCCAAAUAUCUUCUCACUCGGCUAUAGUAGGCAACCCAGACUUGCCAAAAGCCCUGAGGGAUGCCAACUUUAAUAUUUGGCAUACUCUUGGAAUCAGGACCUUUUCAGAGCCAUUUCAUCAGAAAACCACUACACUGAAAUCCUUUCAAGAGCUCUGCAGUGAAUUCAAUGUGCCAAGAUCCCAUUUAAAAAUAUAUAUCUUCAAAUUAGACAUGUCAUUUCCUCGUUUACUUCCAAGAGGAGGUUUAGAACUCAGCUGAAUGAAGUUGAAACCCUUCUUGUCACAGCACAAUCCAUUAAAGGCAAAAUAUCUUAUAUCUAUAGACUCCUUUCUGAGAAAGGAGGCUUCUCCUUUACUCCUUUGAAAAUAAUCUGGGAAAAGGACCUUGGUCUGACUAUCAGUUAUGAGUUAUGAGCGGAGGUUUGCAACAGGGUAUACUGCACCUCUACUAAUGUCAAAAUGGAAGAAUCUAAUUACACAUUUUUGUACAAAUUUUAUUACACUCCUUUGAGACUCCAUAGAAUGAAAACAGAUAUGUCUCCUAACUGUAAACCAUGUACCUCUGAAAGUGGAACCUAUAUGCAUGUAUUUUGGAGCUGUAGAGAUUGCCAGAUUCUGGCAAUCGAUACAUACUGCUGCACAGAAAAUACUAGAGGUACAGUUAGAUACACGGGGUCAUAUCAAUCUUCUUAAUGCCCAGCAGGACUUUGUUCUUGAUCCUGACAGAGAAAAUUUGCUUAUGUCUAUUACAUACUUUGCUAAGAAAUGUAUACUCCUAUUGUGGGCCUCUAAUACCUCUAAUACCAGUGCCUUGCGAAAGUAUUCGGCCCCCUUGAACUUUGCGACCUUUUGCCACAUUUCAGGCUUCAAACAUAAAGAUAUAAAACUGUAUUUUUUGUGAAGAAUCAACAACAAGUGGGACACAAUUAUCAAGUGGAACAACAUUUAUUGGAUAUUUCAAACUUAAUUAACAAAUCAAAAACUGAAAAAUUGGGCGUGCAAAGAUGGUACUCUGCAGUCGUUCUCCACUGUUCAUGAGAGAUUCAACAGGAGUUUAGGACAUGGUACGAUUUGUAAGUCGCUCUGGAUAAGAGCGUCUGCUAAAUGACUCAAAUGUAAAUGUAUAUUUUAUAUAUAUAUAUAUAUACCAAACAAACUUUUUAUUUUAUUUUAGUUAUUAUUUUUAUUAUAUAUUCUAAUUUUAUUUUUUAAGCCUGUCACAUCUGUGAAUGUGGAAUGUGUUUUAUUGGAUGAUUGAAAAAAAAUAAUAAUAAUAAAACUUUAAAUUGAAAAACUA